AAAAACAUUUGUGCUGCCAUUAUCGUAUUCGGUUCUAAUUUGGCAUAGUGGGCGCAAAGUUGACAAUAAUCACAAAUGGUCAUAUGAUUAUCAACUAAUUGUAAUUUACCAAAUUAGUAAAAAGCUGUAUCCAUCCCGAUGACAGAAGACGCGUGCACUCUCAUCAACAAAGUCGGCACGUGUUAAUCGGUCAAUGGCGCGCACCCUUUAUCUGAUAAACAAAUUAAAAAUCAACAAAUCUAACAUCCCCACCGCCACUCUAUCCAGCUGGCGCGUAUAGCUGACGCACUCCACCUCUUUCCUCUCCCCGGACAACAACACACUCCAUAGAUCUUAAAGUCAUUUAGUGCUUUCAAUUCGCAACCAAAUCUUUUAUUCGAUCAUGUAAUUGAAUUACUCCAUGGCAUCUAUUCGUCGUACGCUAUCGCCAGCCUAUCACGACCGUACUUAUCAAAACGGCGCCGCCGCCGCUGCUGCUGCAGCCACCAGCUCUCCGUUAUCACUCUCUUCUUCGUCUUCUCAAAAGAUUUUCACUAAACACUCUUCUUCCACAUUCUUCAAUUUCAACGCUUUCCAAAAAUUCCUCGCAUCUAUUUUUCUUCAAAAACGUCAGCGCUUUCGCGGAUCAUUUUACCGAUGCUUAAUUUUUUUCAUUUUAGGGUUCUUUUUAGGUAUGUUCUUGUUUGGCCACGUGGAUAAUGAUGUCCAAAAUCAUGAUUUCUCUUUUGAGAUGAAACCGCCUCAUGUCAAUGUUCAAUUAGACGACAAUGACAAUCACAGCAUUAAACACAAACGCGACGAUUUCGCUGUGAGUUUAGGUGUUGUUGAUCAAAACAGAUUUGAUUACAUUCCUAAAAAGCAACUAAUCGUGAUUACGCCUACGUAUAAUCGGGCUUUGCAAGCAUAUUAUUUGAAUAGAUUAGGGCAGGUAUUGAGGCUAGUGCAGCCUCCGUUGUUAUGGAUAGUUGUGGAAAUGAAAACGGCGUCGUUAGAGACGGCAGAGAUGUUGAGGAGGACGGGGGUGAUGUAUAGGCAUUUGGUGUGUGAUAAGAAUUUGAGUAAUGUGAAGGAUAGAGGGGUUUAUCAAAGGAAUGCAGCGUUUGAGCAUAUAGAAAGGCACAGGCUUGAUGGGAUUGUUUACUUUGCCGAUGAUGAUAAUGUGUAUUCUAUUGACUUGUUCGAAAGUUUGAGAGAAACCAGUCGAUUUGGCACUUGGCCUGUUGCAAUGCUUGCACAAAGUAAAAAUAAAGCAAUUCUGGAAGGUCCAGUUUGCAAUGGGACUCAGGUAAUUGGAUGGCACACCAAUGAAAAAAGUAAAAGACUUCGAAGGUUUCAUGUCGAUAUGUCAGGGUUUGCUUUUAACAGCACCAUUUUCUGGGACCCAAAGAGAUGGCGGCGCCCCUCUUCAAAUUCAAUUCGACAAUUAGACACAGUAAAGGAGGGUUUCCAAGAGACCACAUUCAUAGAGCAAGUGGUGGAAGAUGAAAGUCAAAUGGAAGGCGUUCCUCCUGGUUGUUCAAGGGUACUGAAUUGGCAUCUUCAUUUAGAUGCCCAAGGUCUUGUCUAUCCAACAGGUUGGCUGUUUCAGAAGAACCUUGAUGUCAUCAUCCCCAUUCAAUGAUGGAGCCAUCGAUGUUGCAAGUUUGAUGCUAAGAUCUCAAGACAGUUAUACAUGCCCUUGCUUCAUCUGGGUGGCCAUCUGUAUUCGAGCACAUUGUUGCUUCAUUUGCUAAUAUCAGCAGUAAGCAUGCGACCUUGACAAAUGCUCAGCAGCCUUUGACAAAGAAACAAAAGAUUUUUCUUUUCAUUUGUGGAAUUUUCCUAGCAUAAUAUUCUUUCACAGAAACGAAGUCCUGUUUUUGUUGUAGAUUUUUGUUUGGCGCAUUCUGGGGAAUACUGCACAAGUUUUGGCAAGUUAGCCCCCCCAAAAUGAAAGGUGUUUCUGUAGGGGAAUGCUUGCCCCGUAUCCAUUCUUUGUAUUUGAGUGCACGUCUCUCUUCAGAUCAAGGAUAGAUCAACUGGUCUAAAUCACGGACUUAAUAUCUGGUUUUCCCUUCUCCACUCUUGGCAUAGUCCAGUCUCCUGGUGUGUAAUUGGAUGAUUGUGCUUGCUUCUUCUUUUUUGUCGUUAUAUUGAUUCUAUACCCAGAUUGGGUGAAUGGAAGAGAUAUAGAGCUAAACUGUAAUUGAAAUGCGUUCUAUUUAGAUUGCAAAUUUUUUUCAAA
Ricinus communis (castor bean) is the source of this 2224-nucleotide messenger RNA. Its product is annotated as probable beta-1,4-xylosyltransferase IRX9H. The record is from RefSeq and is a predicted model, not a curated record. Gene Ontology annotation, molecular function: xylosyltransferase activity; galactosylgalactosylxylosylprotein 3-beta-glucuronosyltransferase activity. The coding region runs from base 401 to 1621 and encodes 406 amino acids. NCBI's taxonomy places the organism in Eukaryota, Viridiplantae, Streptophyta, Magnoliopsida, Malpighiales, Euphorbiaceae. Gene Ontology annotation, biological process: glucuronoxylan biosynthetic process; plant-type secondary cell wall biogenesis. Gene Ontology annotation, cellular component: Golgi membrane. The transcript is spliced from 4 exons.